CAUCAGCCACCUUCUCUGUAGCUACAGUUUCUCUUCACUCACAUUAAUCCCUGGCAAUGAAAAAUGAACCUCUCCCCCACCCGCGCUGCUGCCUUUCGCCUCACGCCCCCAGAGAAGCAUUUCUUCGUGAGGCAGACGGUGAAGGUUUUUUUCCAAGUCACAUGAUCCGGGAUGCAGGGGGAGAAUCCUUCUUGGAACAGAGAUGGGCCCAGAACCGAAUCAGAUGAGGAGAGAUAAGGUGUGAUGUGGGGAAGACUAUAUAAGAAUGGACCCAGGGCUGCAGCAAGCACUCAACCCACUGGCCCCUUCUCAAGACCCAGCCAUGCAUGUGCCCGCAGGCUCCGUCACCAGCCACUUGGGAACCACUAGCCGCGGUUAUUUCUAUUUCACCACGGCCUCACUGGCUCUGUGUCUCCUCUUUGCGGUGGCAACCAUUAUGGUGUUGGUAGUUCAGAAGACGGACUCCAUUCCCCACCCGCCGGGCAAAUUCCACCUUAAAGGAGGGAAUUGUUCAGAGGACAUCUCAUGUAUCCUGGAAAGGGCUCCAUUCAAGAAGUCAUGGGCCUACCUCCAAGUGUCAAAGCAUAUAAACAAAACCAAGUUGUCUUGGAACAAAGAUGGCAUUACCCAUGGAGUCAGAUAUCAGGAUGGGAAUCUGGUGAUCCAGUUCCCAGGUUGGUACUUCAUCAUUUGCCAACUGCAAUUUCUUGUGAAAUGCCCAGAACAUUCUGUCGACCUGAAGCUGGAGCUUCUCAUCAACAAAGAUGUCAAAAAACAGACACUGGUGACAGUGUGUGAGUCUGGAGUGCAAACCAAAAACAUAUACCAGAACCUCUCUCAGUUCUUGCUGGAGCACCUCCAGGUCAAUGCCACCAUAUCAGUCAAGGUGGAUAAAUUCCAGUAUGUGGAUACAAACACCUUUCCUCUUGAGAACGUGUUGUCCAUCUUCUUAUACAGUAGUUCAGACUGAACCAUCCCUCCUGGCCUUCAGGAAGAAAGCAACUCUCUACCAUACAGCACUUCAUCCUUCCAGACAUUUGGGCAAAAAAGAACACUUUAGGCCAAGACUGAAACCACAAAGGGAAUUAAAUAGUACACUUCUCCUUCUGUUUCCUGGGAAGAUACAACUCUGGGUUAAAAAGAGAGUUUUGAGUGAAGUAUCUUCCAGAUAGAAGGCAGGGACGCAAUGUGGUGUGGUGAACAAAGCCACACACGGCAAUCAGAAGGGAUGGGUUUAGGCCCAGCCCGAUCACUAACUCACUGUAUGACCUGAGCUAGUCCUUUCCCCUCCCUGGAACUCAGAUUCCACGUCAGAAAAAUCAAGGGGCUGAGUUUGAAUCUCUCCAAAGGCUCUUCCAUCUCAGAAGAUCAGGCUCCCUCAUCACAGACCUGUGAACUAAGAUUCCAGGCAGGGCUUCCCUGGUGGCGCAGUGGUUGAGAAUCUGCCUGCCAAUGCAGGGGACACGGGUUCGAGCCAUGGUCUGGGAGGAUCCCACAUGCCGCGGAGCAACUAGGCCCGUGAGCCACAACUACUGAGCCUGCGCGUCUGGAGCAUGUGCUCCGCAACAAGAGAGGCCGCGAUAGUGAGAGGCCCGCGCAUCGCGAUAACGAGUGGCCCCCGCUUGCCGCAACUAGAGAAAGCCCUCGCACAGAAACGAAGACUCAACACAGCCAAAAAUAAAUAAUAAAUAAAUAAUAAUAAGUUAAAAAUAAAAAUAAAAAAAUUCCUUAAAAAAAAGAUUCCAGGCAAUGUUCUCGAAGCCCCCGACCAAAGGAAAGUUCCCCGCACUGGCAUAAAACCGAUGGUACUAGCAGUAUCUGGCUGCGUGUCACCUCAGCAGAGUCAGUAUUUGGGGACAAGGUUCAGGGCACCUUAACAAAUGGUGUGAACAGUGGGAUCUAAAAUGUGUAAAACUGACCAUCCUGAAUCUAAUACCUUCUGGGUAUUUGGAAAACCACCUGACCAGGCUUGACUCCAUUGCAGUUAAGACUGACAAUAAGUCAACAACAGACAGCUUUUGUUUCCUGUCAGGAAAGUGCCGUGAAUUCGGCAAGCGCUCAGGCAAGGUGAUCAGUCAUUUGCUCAGAGAAGAGCUGCCGCCAUCGCCCACGUGAACUCUUUCCCUGCUUCAGAUACUCUCGGGAAACCAUUUCUGCGGAGGGCUUUUAAGGCCCCACAGCAUUGAUGAUAGACAGUGAUGACUCUGAAAAUGGUGAGAAGGACUUCUGAGCGGCAGCUACCUCCCCUCCUGACUUUAGGCACGACAUUUCAACCCACAUUCACAUCUGUCCGUCUUCGAAGGAGCACCUUGUCUGUUUGAGAGAAGGACCACUGACUUGAAAUAUAAGCCCGUGAGGUUAUGCUUCAGAAGGAAAAGGGACCCUUAACUGCUAUGCAAAAGAAUGGAGCAAAAUGUACAUUUUUCUCAAUUAGCAGGAGAGAAAAAGGAGUAGGAACUCAGGAAAGUUUGUCAGAGAAAGACUAGAAAUGAUUUAAAAGAAGAAAAAAACAAAAAACAGCAGCGGUGGUACGGAUGAGAGGGACUUGGGAGAACAGAAAUAGCUAAGGGAAAGAUUUAAGUAAUUUGCUGAGCAGGGUGUUACGUCGACCCCUUCCUAGGUUUCCACUAUGAAAUAUUCAGUAAAGUCUACAUUUCUCUUUAACACUUUCUGGGAGUAGAUUCUUUGGGAGGAGCGGACACUGGAAGAAGUGUUGAAAUCAUCAAGCCAAGUGGUAUGUGGUAAAAACAGACAGGUUUUGAGGACCCGAGGUCACAGAAUAAGGGGGCACCUGGCAUUUAUACCCUAACUCUGUAGGACAAAUGAAUCCUGCUUAAACCAACUCACGCACUCUUGAAAAGAUAUCUGCAACCUAAGCGUGUGUAACCUAAGCAAGUUUUCUACCGUCUCAUAUUCUAAUUUGAGAAAGUUUCCGUUUUUGUUUUUCACCAACCCUCCUCUGAGCAGAGGUACCUGACUGUCACCUCGUGAGGGGCUCCUAAUCUCAGUCUCUGUCAAGCAAUGCCCUGGAAGUCAACAUCUGAAGACACAAGGGGGCACAGAAUUUGAAGGAAUCCAGCAGCAUGACAAAAAAGUAUAAGAGAAUAAUCAUUAAUAACCCAAGGUAGGGAUAACCCAUAGGGAGAGGACAGCCUAGGAAGUUUAAAAUGAAAUUCUGUCACUCCCCAAGGGUUACGCACCCCCUGGAAAUGCUGUGAGCAAAUGACACCAUCUACACAAGUAAAACAGAUCAUUCUUCUAACUGGGAACCCAGGUUACCUGAAACAUAUGCCUCUUUGGUAAAAACUCACCUGGAGCUCACUGAUUCUGCCCUCUCCCACCUCCAACACACACACACACACACACACACACACACACACACACACACACACACACACACACACACACACACACACACACACACACACACACAGUAUACUGGUAGAACCUGGACAAGAGGCUGAUGGGUGAGUUGAUGAAAAAUAAUGAGUGUAAAUGUAUUUCUGCCUUUGGGAAAAUUCAUAGGACUUUCUCCAUAUUCGGUGACUUUCUUCACCCCGUUUCUCCAUCACACACCAAUGUCUCCUGUAACUUCCUUGUCCAGUUCCUUCUCAGAAUCCCGCUGUCACACAAAGGUUGGCUCAGAGAAGGGCCCAGCACCUCCAGGAGGGUUGAUAUGAACAGGCACUAAAGCAAGGAAGUGCUGAGGGAAACUGGGCAGCAUUCCCCAAACAAGGGAGGCUUCCAGAAUCCCUGGAAUACCACUGAUUGUCCUGGCACUGGGGGACAAAGCCCUUAAGUUAAGAGGAUACAGAAGUCAGUCAGUGUCAUCUCUGGAAAGAUCCUGAGAGAUCAGCUGAGCCAGUGUUUGAACGGAAGCCCAAUAUGGGACAGAGACUAAAAUCUUCACAUGUGGCGGCAGCUGAGCGGGGAUUUGAGCCCAGACUCCCUACGCCAUUAUUCCCCACCAGGCCAUACUGGUCCCCACUGUAGCCUUUCUGUAACUCCUCAGGUCACAUCUUUCCAGCCCUGCACUGCAGUAGGCCCCAACCUUCAGGGAUUCUUCUGUUUCUCCCUGCCCCUCUCAAAACAAUCUGGGAUCAUCAUUCUAAUGUGAGACACAGGUGGUCUAUAGAUUCUGUACAUGGUCAAAUCACAGAAAAAUGUUAGGGUCCCACGAUGUCAAAGUUCUCUCUCUCAGAAACUGAAGAAAUAUAUGAUAAGGACAAUAUUUUGCAAUAAAAAUAUUAAAAGCUUGUCUUAAUUUGAGGUUACGCAUAUAUGUGUGUAUGUAUAUAUAUGUAUAUAGGUGUGUAUAAGUAGGUAUGUGUAUAUGCAUGUACAUAUAUGUAUAUUAUAUAUACACAUAUGUGUACAUGUGUGUAUAUGCUUUCCCCUAAUAAUUGUUGUAUAGGUCAUCUGCUUAACCUGGGGUCCCGGGAAGAAACCUGAUUCUUGCUCUGGGCAUUGCAAAAUUUAUAUACUCUUGUAUUUAUUUUUAAUUAUGGAAAGAACAGAAAGUAAUAUUUCUCCCAUGCCUCACCAGUGUAUUUAAUAACUAUUAAUAUUUUGCUAUAUUUGGUCUGCUUCUUUUAAAAAAUAAAAUAAUACAGAUAGAGCUGAAGUCUCACCCCUCCAACCAUUUCCCUAUGCCCUCCCCAGAGGUAACAACUACCUGGGAGUUUUCACGUCCCCUUCAUUUACAUAAUUUCAUAUUUCUUGU
Molecule: messenger RNA, 4723 nt
Organism: Balaenoptera acutorostrata (minke whale)
Lineage: Eukaryota; Metazoa; Chordata; Mammalia; Artiodactyla; Balaenopteridae
Gene: TNFSF8
Product: TNF superfamily member 8
Exons: 4
Coding region: 266-970 (234 amino acids)
Biological process (GO): CD8-positive, alpha-beta T cell differentiation; immune response
Cellular component (GO): membrane
Molecular function (GO): tumor necrosis factor receptor binding
Source: RefSeq, a predicted model, not a curated record